AUGCCUCGUUUAAAUCAGUCUCGUCAGAAACAUCAAUCCAAAACAAUGCUUCAAAGCCAGCAUAUUCCGUUCUUACAGCAAUGGCGAGGAAGAACAAGACCAUUGCUCAUUGAGCCUGAACUCAAUGUAAACCAUCCAUUGGAUUCACAGUCGAAUCAACCAGUGCUUUAUCCUACAUGGUGGGGCCAUGAAGAGCAUGUCGUUGCUUGUUCUAUCAAUGAUAGUUCGGUUCGUAUUCAACGUCGGCAUUCAGAGUUAUUUGACCGACAAUCCACUUUGAAUGCAUCUCAUGCUAUUCAUAAUGACAGUGUAACCAAUUCUGUAAAACAAGUUCAAAGAAUGAGUCUUUUAAAGAAAACUAGAUCCAAUAUUCCUGCUGGUGUUGAAACUAAACCAUUACCAAGUGAAGCAUGGGCACCAUUACCAGAUCCAAAAUCUUUUCCAAAACGCACUAUUGAUGAGUUCACACAGACCGAUACAGUCAGGAUUGUAGAUCGUGAAAUAGAUGAUUUGGUAGAUGCAUUUAAUCAGACUCGACUGCAUAGAACUUCUGCUCCAUAUCUUGGACAUACCAAUUCUAUUUAUCCGUCAUCUUGUUUUAUUGAGAGAUCUGAUAUUCGUCAUAGUGCAUCCUCUCCUAUUUUAAAAUCUGAAUCUCCCAUUCGACACGGCACUGCGGGAUACAAUACGUUCAUUCCUUUUGAUGCUCAGCAAAGUCCUACACGAGAUGUUGGUGAAGAAUCAAUGAUGACUAGACCAUCCAAGUAUGCCGACACUAGUGCAAAAAACGAUCCUCACAUACUCAAGUCUGAGCCUUUGAGUAGUCCACCAUUGACAAAAAAGAUUCAAUCGCCUGUUUCUUUUGUUGUUCCUUUGAGUCCAGUCAAUUUAUUUUCUGCCAACACAUCAUUUCACGCAUCACCAACUAAACGCCGAUCAUCUCGUCGACCCACUUCAUUGAACACAAAGAAUUCGUAUGGGAAAUAUCCUGAUCAUUCUUCAUUUAAUCGAUAUGAUCAAUCACCCCUCAGUUCAGUUGGACAUCAAUCCUUUACAUAUCCUCAGCCGUCACCCAAGAGGACAUCAAGUCCAACACGCGAUGGUUUAACUUACAGUCAAUUCGACCAUAGUAUUACACGAUCUCGAAAGUCACCUACAAGGAAUGGUGAGCAAAAUCGAUCUCUUUCCGAGAGUCGUUUUUCUCGAUCUCCGAGUCCAUUAAAAUACAGAUCUGAAAUGACCCCAUCACGGUAUACACCAACGAUAAACACAGCAGCAUCGACAUCCAAACCCUACUCUCAAGGAUCACGAAGCGUACAAAGUACUUCUUCAACUCGACAUCAUACUGAACCAGGAGUCAUGCAGUUGGUGGAUACAUUUUUAGCGAGUAGUUUUAUCCAGUUUUUAGACACAUCGGGCAUCAAUGCCAAGGUAGAUAUGACGUUUUUGGAUCAUGCGUGUAGCGAUGCAGCUAGUUUUGUUACUGCUGAUGCAUCCAUGAACGAAGUCCAUCAAAAUCUUCCAUUUUAA
Molecule: messenger RNA, 1530 nt
Organism: Batrachochytrium dendrobatidis JAM81
Lineage: Eukaryota; Fungi; Chytridiomycota; Chytridiomycetes; Rhizophydiales
Exons: 4
Coding region: 1-1530 (509 amino acids)
Source: RefSeq, a predicted model, not a curated record